ACGGGUAAACCGCGCGGCUCCCAGCCGUUUGGGAAGCGCUAGGGCCGGCAACCGGGGCUUGGGCGCGUCCCCAGAGACCCAGCGGCAGGAGGAGCGGAUCGAGGGUAAGGGCGGGCGAGGGGAGGGCGUCCGCGGCUGAAAAGGAGAGUGAGAGUGAAGGGGCGAGCCCCCGAGGCAGCCGGCACCAUGGAGAUCGUGUACGUGUAUGUCAAGAAACGCAGUGAGUUCGGGAAGCAAUGCAACUUCUCGGACCGCCAGGCAGAGCUGAACAUCGACAUCCCGCCCAACCCGGAGCUGGCCGAGCAGUUUGUGGAGCGGAACCCCGUGGACACGGGCAUCCAGUGCUCCACCAGCAUGUCGGAACACGAGGCCAACACAGAGAGAUUCGAAAUGGAGACCCGGGGGGUUAACCACGUCGAGGGGGGCUGGCCCAAGGAUGUGAACCCCCUGGAGCUGGAGCAGACGAUCCGCUUCCGGAAGAAGGUGGAGAAAGAUGAGAACUACAUCAAUGCCAUCAUGCAGCUAGGCUCGAUCAUGGAGCACUGCAUCAAGCAGAAUAAUGCCAUUGACAUCUACCAGGAGUAUUUUGAUGACGAGGAUGCAGUGGAGGUGACAGAAGAGGCCCCUUCAGCUAAAACCAUCAAUGUUUUCAGGGAUCCCCAGGAAAUCAAGCGACCAGCCACGCACCUGUCCUGGCACCCCGAUGGUAACAGAAAGUUGGCAGUUGCGUAUUCUUGCUUGGAUUUUCAACGGGCGCCUGAGGGCAUGAGCCACGAAUCAUACAUCUGGGACCUGGAAAACCCCAACAGGCCUGAAAUUGCCCUGAAGCCGUCUUCUCCUCUUGUCACUUUGGAGUACAACCCCAAAGACUCCCACGUGCUCCUGGGAGGCUGCUACAACGGGCAGAUCGCCUGUUGGGACACCCGGAAGGGCAGCUUGGUGGCGGAGCUGUCCACCAUUGAGUUCAGCCACCGAGACCCUGUGUACAGCACCAUCUGGCUGCAGUCGAAGACGGGCACUGAGUGUUUCUCAGCAUCCACGGACGGGCAGGUCAUGUGGUGGGAUAUCCGAAAAUUGAGCCAGCCCACAGAGGUGGUGAUCAUGGACAUCACCAAAAAGGAACAGCUGGAAAAUGCCUUGGGGGCCAUCUCCCUGGAGUUCGAGUCUACUUUGCCAACCAAGUUCAUGGUGGGCACCGAGCAGGGCAUCGUCAUCUCCUGCAACCGCAAGGCCAAGACGUCGGCUGAGAAGAUCUUGUACACCUUCUCGGGCCACCAUGGCCCCAUCUAUGCCCUCCAGAGAAACCCCUUCUACCCAAAGAACUUCCUGACCGUCGGCGACUGGACUGCCCGCAUCUGGUCGGAAGACAGCCGGGAGUCGUCCAUCAUGUGGACCAAGUACCACAUGGCUUACCUCACCGAUGGCGCCUGGAGCCCGGUAAGGCCGGCAGUUUUCUUUACCACCAAGAUGGACGGGACUCUGGACAUCUGGGACUUUGUGUUCAAGCAGUGUGACCCCGCCCUCAGCCUGAAGGUGUGUGACGAGGCCCUCUUCUGCCUCCGGGUGCAGGACAACGGGUGUUUCAUCGCCUGUGGCUCCCAGCUCGGGACAGCCACACUGCUGGAGGUCUCACACGGGCUCUGCACCCUCCAGAGGAAUGAGAAGAACACAGCUUCUUCCAUAUUUGAGCGCGAGACCCGGCGGGAGAAGAUUCUGGAGGCGAGGCACCGAGAGAUGCGGCUGAAGGAGAAAGGCAAAGUGGAGGGCAGGGAUGACGACCUGAGGGAGGAGCAGCCCGCCGUCAACCUGGAGGAGCUGGUCUCCAAGGCCGAGGAGGAGUUCUUUGACAUCAUCUUCACGGAGCUGAAGAAGAAGGAGGCGGAAGCCAUGAAGUCCAAGCUUGUAGGGGCCUUGAGCGGGGGCCUGGGUGGGCCGGGUGGGAGCCAGGGCGCCUGAGUUCUGCCUGC
Molecule: messenger RNA, 1967 nt
Organism: Ceratotherium simum simum (southern white rhinoceros)
Lineage: Eukaryota; Metazoa; Chordata; Mammalia; Perissodactyla; Rhinocerotidae
Source: RefSeq, a predicted model, not a curated record